This is a messenger RNA of Exophiala oligosperma, 2231 nucleotides long. RefSeq lists its product as uncharacterized. Bases 75 to 2231 code for a protein of 718 amino acids. Gene Ontology annotation, molecular function: zinc ion binding; DNA-binding transcription factor activity, RNA polymerase II-specific; sequence-specific DNA binding. Lineage: Eukaryota; Fungi; Ascomycota; Eurotiomycetes; Chaetothyriales; Herpotrichiellaceae. Gene Ontology annotation, cellular component: nucleus. The transcript is spliced from 2 exons. Gene Ontology annotation, biological process: DNA-templated transcription; positive regulation of transcription by RNA polymerase II. The record is from RefSeq and is a predicted model, not a curated record.
AUACGAAAGCAAAACCCUUCCAGUGCGAUUACUGCGGUACAACGUUUGCUCGCAUCGAUAGCUGUCAACGCCACAUGAAAGUCUUGCAUCCAGAGGCCCGCGAGAACUUGAAAAGACCACGCUCAACAGUCGCGUGCGACUCUUGUUGCGCAAAUAAAGUCAAAUGCGAUGUUGACCGUCCUCCCUGUCGGCGGUGCACGAUCAAGAGGAUUUCAUGCACAUUUGACCGUCCUUUACAGCGAGUAAAGCCGAGCCUGUCGACUACCAAGACUGGCACAGAACCGGCCGCGGCAGGAAAUAUCCUCUCAUCGUUUGACUCCAGGACGACACCACACGUGCAUGCCGAGAUAGGUGGUACGGAUGAAGUAAUGACACCUUCACACUCUUCGAAUGUCCGCUUCAUCGACAGUCCAGAAGUGAAUCAGAUCGCGGAUUCGUACUGUCCGACGCUCCCUCCCUUCGACGGUACGAUCGAGCCUCUUGCUGCACAUUCCUCCGCAGGCAACAUUGCAGGUGGAAUUGAAUUGCCGCAAGAGGAUGGUCCCUUCUCUUCUUUCAGCGGAAACUUGUUCGCCUGGCAGGAUGAAGGGGUCGAACCUUCGUAUCAGGACGUCAUCUUUCCAAGCAUUUUCGAGGUUUCUGAGAAUGUAGCAGCCGACUACAACUUUGACUUAUUUACCGAAGAUUUACUGCGUUUACAUGCUUCCGAAAGUCUUCCCGGUACCUUCGCAUCCGAUCUGAUGUCUUUCAACGGUACAGGAAUGGCUACUUCGCCCCUGCGUCUCGAUUACAGUUAUGGCAAUGCGCUUCAAGAAAAUCAGAAUAUGGAACUAGAAGCGGCAAAUGUUGCAGCAGAGCGACUCAAGGAGUCCACAAACGCUACCUUCGUCUCUCGGCCCCAGUCACCCGGGGUCUUGACUGAACAGUCUCAGUGGAUGAAAAGUUUGGUGGCUCAAGGUCGGCCCAGCUUUGACAGAGACGUUAUCAAUGCAUUCCUAGCAUUGUUUGAGGAUAAUAUCUCUGCCUUCUUUCCCGGGUCUGGCCAGACAAAAUUUACCAGAGAAUCUCCUCGACAUAUCUAUCUGGCUAUGGCAGGCGUUGGUGGGUGUUUUUGCAGCAUCGAAGGUUCAACCCAGGUCGCGAAGUGGUUCUACUACAACGCGCGUCGAGAGCUAUUCACUGAUGUAUACCACUCGAGACGCAGAACAUUCGACGAGAAGCUCUGUGUCAUCCAAACCUUCUGCUUAUUGGAACUCUUUGGGUAUCUCUGUGGCGACCAAAGAGCCUACGAGUUGACCGAGGUUUGGCAUCUCGAGAUGUUACAGAUCGCACGACAAUUUGGACUUUGGACAUCAGCGAAAUCCGAUUCAGAAGAACGGCAAAGCGGAAUCAUCCAUAUCUUGUAUACACUGGAGUGCUAUCGAACAAUUAUACUUCAACGGCCAGCCAUGUUCUAUGCACCAACCGCACAACCUGCCCCUUCCAGUUUCCCAUUCAGUUCCAGCUGGUGGUUAGGGCCGAAGGAGGAAUCUUUGGAGACAACUCUUCAAUCAAUUGCGUCCCACGGAACAUCAACGAAGAGGAUAAAGAGCAGCAGCAUGAGUUUCCUCAGUCUUUGCGCUAUCUCGCUCUCAGCAUCACAAUCGACGUGCAUUGGGAAUCUUGAGCCGAGUCAAUCCUCGGAACAAGACAUCAGUAAAAAGGGGGACCAAGGUGCCCCGAGUCAAGACCACUCCACGAGAAAGUUCUUUGAGAUGCUUUUGAACAAUUGGAGAUGCUCACAUGCCAUUGCCCCAGAACCUAGCACCAUGAUGUUGUUCCACCUGCUACACCUGAACAUCUACGUUUCCUUGUCCUCACUACAGGAUGUCGAACAGUGGAACCUCCGUCACCGAUGCUUUUACAGCGAUGAAGACAAAGCCAAAUCUUUGUGGCACGCCGGGCAUGUUCUGCGCCUGGCCAAAGAUAUGAGUAUGCUCGCCACGCCCGAAGCACGAGAAUCUGGCACACUUCUGCCACCUCACUUCCCGCAUGCAGUGUUUUUGGCAUCUCUCUGCUUUUGGCGGGUGGAUUACGAGGAGACAAAUGACGACUCCAUGCCAGGGGCUUACAAUAAUGGAAUUACCAGAGGAAAGGAGAUCCAGCUGGGAGAGAGUCUUAUAUCGCGUCAUAGAUCUGGCAUGGCUAGGGUGUACAAAAAGGUGCUCGAGCGACUGCGGUCAGUGGUGUAG